CACGCCGGGCCGCGGGCCGCAGGGCUCGUUCCGGGAGGCGGGCGCAGCGCAGGCCCUUGGAUUCGGAUCGCGGGCGGAGGCCGCAGUGUGAGGGCGGGCGGCGAGCGGGCGGGACGUCCGGGCCGUGGCGGCAGCGGGCCGACGUCUGGGCCGCGCGCGCGGCACAGGGACGGAAGGGGCGGCCGGUCGAGUCGGCGGGGGUUGUUUCGAAAGCGGCGGACCCGGGCGGCUCGGGCCCCUUCUGGGCCGGGCGGGGCCGCGGGAGCGGGGCGGGGGCUGCGCGCCGGUCCGGCCCUGCCCUGCGGCCCGCCGUCGGCGUUCCGGGCCUCGCGAGGCCGCCCUCCUUCUCAAGGGCCGCGGGUCCGGCCGCCAUGUGUAGACCUGAAAGCGCCCGUCGUCUGUGAAGCGCCUGGACACCUCGGAAGGGCUUUCUGCUGCAAACGAAAAUCCGGAAGCUCUCGGUUGUACAAACCGAAGCGUUGGGUGAUCGCGGAAACAACACGUUGUGCGGGCUUGGAAGCCGCCCCGGAGUCUUUUUAAUAAAACCUUGAAGCGGCUUGGCCUCUCCGAAGCGCUUUGGCAUCCCCGGAACCCCGAGGACUGUGAUGGGCAGUGGAAGGAAGGGGGAAAGGUGCCCAUGGCGUCGGAGCGGCGCAAGGUCAAGUACCACAGGAGCAGCUCUACGGACAGGGGUUCCCGCAAGCGCAGCUGCCUCCGGGAGGCCGGUGAUGUGGCCCCCUCCCCCCGGCGGCCGGCCCCGAGCUCCGCGACGCGUUCCCCAGGGGCCCGCAGCCCCAAGCGCCUGAGAGCCCAGGAGGAAGACGAUGUGGCCUGCCCGCCGCCGGAGCUGUCCCGGGACUCAGCCCGCCGCAGAAAUUCCUCCUCCUCCUCCUCUUCCUCCUCCUCUUCUUCCUCUUCUUCCUCUUCUUCCUCCUCCUCCUCCUCCUCCUCCUCCCAGUCCUCCGGCCCAGGUGUGGCGGACGGGGCUGCCUCCGAAGGCUGCCUGACUCGGAGCGCACGUGAGGCCUUCCUUCCGUCAGGGGGCUCCCCUCCGCGCCCCGCCAGCCCCUCUCUAGAGGAAAUGGCUUCCCUAGAGGAGGAAACCUGUGGCCUUAAGGUUAAUUCCAAAGAUAAUUCUCGUAAUUCCACGAAUUCUGAGUUUGCAGCUGAAGCAGAGGGUCAAAAUGAGAAAAUUGAGGAACCAGGCAAGGUUCAGAAAAAGAAGAGGGAUAGACCUCGAGACCAAGGCUCUACCAUGAUCUACCUGAAGGCCAUCCAGGGCAUCCUGGGGAAGUCGGUGCCAAAAAAGAAGGGCGAGUCUGCCACUAUGGCAAAACCAGACACAGCAGACCAUCCCAACCAUGGAGAGGGCCCAGCCAGGAUUGGCACGGAGUCUCCUCCGAAAGAGGAGGAGGCAACCCCAGAGGUCAGAGUGAAAGAGGAAAAAGAGGCUGGGCUGGAGAGAAGCAGCUUCUGUGACAGGAGGGUGGUGGUAGACCCUCAGGAGAAACCCAACGAGGAGCCACUUGGUGACCGAAGGACAAUUGUUGACAAGUGCUCUCCACCCCUAGAAUUUUUGGAUGACUCAGACUCUCAUUCAGAAAGCCAAAAGCCUCAAGAAAGGGAGGUGGUGAUAGAGCACAUCUCCUCAGGAAGUGACUGGUCCGACGUGGACGAGGUCUCCACAGCCAGAUUCUCUCAGGAGGAGCCCAUCUCACUGAAACUCCCAGCAGUUCCAGAGCCUUCUGCCUUUCCCACUGACUAUGUCAUGUACCCGGCUCACUUGUACAGUAGUCCUUGGUGUGAUUUUGCCAGCUAUUGGGCCAACACUCGCAAGCCUUCUAGCUACUCCUCCAUGGGCAUCAGCAGCAGUGACACAUUGCAGGCUGGGAAGAGCAGCAGCUGGGGCUUCCUGAGUGAUUAUUCCUCCAACUCUACAGUGAGCUCCCAAAACACCUCUAGAGAUUGGGAGGCGACAGAGGAAGGCAGAUCCCAGAAUUCUCGCUCAUAUCAUUACUCCAGAAGCUUACAAGAAAAGGUGAAGGAGAAAAGAACAUUCCAGGAGGAGCCGCCACCCCGUUCUUAUGAAGGACAUGCAUCUAGCUCUCUGCCAAGGAGCCAUGUAGAGCCAAACCUAGAGGCGGGUUUCAUUGAUACCCAUUGUCACUUGGACAUGCUCUAUUCCAAGUUGGCUUUCCAAGGGACCUUCAGCAAGUUCAGGAGAAUUUAUAGCACCUCCUUCCCUAAGGAAUUUCAGGGCUGCAUCUCUGACUUCUGUGAUCCCAGGACACUGACAGAUACCCUAUGGGAGGAUUUGUUGAAAGAGGAUCUGGUUUGGGGGGCCUUUGGCUGUCACCCUCAUUUUGCUCGUUACUACAAUGAGAGUCAAGAAAGAAAUCUUUUGCAAGCCUUAAGGCAUCCCAAGGCCGUGGCAUUUGGGGAAAUGGGCUUGGAUUACUCCUAUAAAUGCACCACACCUGUCCCUGAACAGCACAAGGUGUUUGAGAGACAGCUGCGGCUGGCUGUGUCUCUAAGGAAACCCUUGGUGAUUCACUGCCGAGAAGCUGAUGAAGAUCUGCUGAGCAUCAUGAAAAAAUUUGUGCCCUCAGACUACAAGAUCCAUAGGCAUUGCUUCACUGGCAGCUACCCGGUCAUCGAGCCCCUGCUGAAGCACUUCCCGAACAUGUCUGUUGGCUUCACUGCGGUCCUGACGUACUCUUCUGCCUGGGAGGCCCGGGCAGCUCUGAAACAGAUCCCGCUGGAGAGAAUCAUCGUGGAAACUGAUGCCCCCUACUUCCUGCCUCGACAGGUUCCCAAAAGCCUUUGCCAGUACGCCCACCCAGGCCUGGCCUUGCAUACCGUUCGAGAGAUUGCCAGGGUCAAAGGUCAGCCGCUGUCCCGCACCUUGGCUGUGUUGCGUGAGAACACCAGUCGCCUCUACAAUCUUUAAGCAGAGAGAGUGCAGGAGUCUUCUAUAAAAGGAUGACCAGUGACCUAACAGCACAGGCUGGGCUUCAUCUCUGCCUGGGCCCAGGACAAGGGUGUGUUCAGAGCCCAUUGGAAUGGAGAAAACCAAGACAGGAAACAGGAUGUUUUCCUUGGAACUUCAUCAUAAGGCUUUUGAUCCUGGCUAUGGAUUGGGUGGGGGGUGGGGGUGGGGGGUAGGGGUGCAGUGGAGGGAGGGUGGGGAGCAGGGGUUGCCUUCUGGCCACAUGCUUCAGGGCAGUCAAGGAAGAAAGGUUAGUAGAAGGGUGCAACAAGUUUGCCCAUCCAAAUCUCUGGUUCUCUGCAGCCUGUGUUUUUGAGCAGUUUGCAAAUAAAGUCACCCUCCUACUAGUCUAA
Molecule: messenger RNA, 3342 nt
Organism: Pipistrellus kuhlii (Kuhl's pipistrelle)
Lineage: Eukaryota; Metazoa; Chordata; Mammalia; Chiroptera; Vespertilionidae
Gene: TATDN2
Product: TatD DNase domain containing 2
Exons: 8
Coding region: 638-2950 (770 amino acids)
Molecular function (GO): hydrolase activity, acting on ester bonds
Source: RefSeq, a predicted model, not a curated record